This is a messenger RNA of Candidozyma auris, 3540 nucleotides long. It is a transcript of the gene NUP159, whose product is annotated as FG-nucleoporin. Gene Ontology annotation, molecular function: protein binding. The record is from RefSeq and is a predicted model, not a curated record. The transcript has a single exon. The coding region runs from base 1 to 3540 and encodes 1179 amino acids. NCBI's taxonomy places the organism in Eukaryota, Fungi, Ascomycota, Pichiomycetes, Serinales, Metschnikowiaceae.
AUGAGUGAACUCCCGGAAACCUUCUCGGAGACGUUUGGCUUCCAUCUUGAUGGCCAUAAAGAUGGGAUCAAACUCUUUGAUGACCCUGUUGAUCUCGGGAACGAAUCCUUGGCUAAGCUGCCUUUGCAAUUGCUAGCGGUGGGAAACAUCAAGAAAAUCUACGUUGCAUCCAAUGGUGCCAAAGUUGUCAUUGGCCGUGUGGAGACUCUAGAGGAGGAUAGAAGGUACUUCGACAUGCCAAACACUACCACUGUGGCAUUAAGCGCAGAUAACGAAACGAUCUACAUUGUAGCAGAUAACCUGCUAAAACGUGCAUCUACUGAAGAUAUUCUCCUUGGAAAACAUGACUUCAAGAAGGUAGCCUCCGACGUUACAUCUUUUCGAGCGUCUCCAACAGUCACAAGCCUACACGCUUCUCUUCUGAAUCAAGGAUCUCUUAUGAUUUACCACGAUGAUCUGCAAUGUCAUACGAUUGGAAGCGUCUCAGGCUUUGCCUGGACUACCGAUGGAAUAAGCAUAGCUACUGUAUAUGGUGGUGAGUUCAAGGUUCAAAAGUAUGACGGAACAGAACUUGCUACUUACUCUGAAGAUCUGGCUACCUUCAAUCAAGUCGCACCCGUUUUCGAGGAUAGAUGGCUUCUUGUUAGUACGCCGGAGGGCGGAGAUCCGGUCUACACCCUCUUGGAGAAAAAGGGCUCCGAAUUUACAUCUUAUGAGGUGCCAUUGGCACCUCCGUUUGGCGAAGCCGAAAGAGCUCCGCUGCUUUAUAUCAGCUAUUUACAAAAUUGGAUAAAGGACAAAACUUUGACCCUCGUCACUUCGGCGCUUUCAACCGAAAUCAGUACGAUAUUCGCAAAUGCAUCAAACACAGAGCUUGUUAGUCACGCCAAUGACACUGAUCGCGCAGAACUUCCCAUGGACGAUGCUUCUGGAGAGGAUACCUUGCCUGUUGGAUUUGCUGUGGACAUCACUGGCACUAUGAGAGUUGUCAAAGAGCCAUGCCAGGGUGUAGAGGAGGCCAAUGGCGUUUUACCUCGUCUUUUCUGUCUAAAUAACGCCGGAAAUUUGAUUGUAUGGGACGUUUUUGAGUCGGCUGAGAUCAACAAAGAAAACUUGAGCUUGGAAAGAGCACUUCCACAGCUAACUGAGGUCGAUAAGCUGACCUCCUCGCAGGAGAAGGCAUCAGUACUCGUUUCAAACGACAAACUGCUGGAUUUCUCGGGACCGUUCUCUUCAGCCAUACCGAAACAUGAACCGAAGAGUGAAGCCGAAACACAAAAACCAUCUGCUCCUCCGGCGUCGCCAUUUAAGUCUGGCUUUGGAACUAUUGGUCUCGGUUCAUCAUCAUCUACAACACCAUCAUCAUCAGGGUUUGGCCAGCUUGGAUUCUCUGCCCUGGGCACGUCAAAAGCAGCUGGUGACUCAGGAUUUGGCAAAUCUGGGUUUGGUCAGUCAGGCUUUGGUCUGUCAGGAUUUGGUCAAUCAGGCUUUGGUCAAUCAGGCUUUGGUCAAUCAGGCUUUGGUCAAUCAGGCUUUGGUCAAUCAGGAUUUGGACUGAAAACAGCUACACAAAGUAGCGGAGCCGAUGUCAAAUCUGGUUUCGGAAGUUAUGCAUCUAAGGGCAAUGCGUUUGCCUAUUCAACUUCCUCACCAUUUGGCAACGCCUCUUCUGGGAAUGAUAUCUUUGGUUCGAAGAACGAUGAACAGAGUCAGAAGGACUCGAUAUUCGGUGAGCUGUCGAAGGGCAUUUUGGGAGAGACUUCCGAAACAAAAUCAACAUUCGGGCAAUCCUUUGGUGCUAAGCCAUUUGGUAGCUCGAGCGAAGGUAAGUCUAUUUUCGGCCAACCAACUGAUUCAAAGCUUGAAGAUGAGUCAUCAAAGUCAAAGACGAUAUUUGGCGGAGUAUCUGACAUGAAACCCUUUGGUAAAUCAGGAGACCCAUAUAGCUCCUUCGGCAAUCUUGCCUCUAAUUUGGGUGAGGGCCUUCCUACUCUAGGUCAGAAUUCCGAAAAGCCAUCACCUGAAUCCCCUUUAAAGCAGCUGACCUCUUCUAAGCCGUUCGGAAUUAAAGAACAAUCGCUGAAAGACUUUGUGAGUAAUGCAAAAAGCUCAUUAGAAGCGGCCUCAGGCUUUGGCAACUUAUCCUUGGGAGAAAAGGACACUGGUUCAUCGUUAUUCGGCAAGAGACCGUCGACGACAUCCGAGAAGAAGUCAUCGAUAUUUGGUGUGAUAUCGAAUGAGACGUCUCCUUUUGGAGAGCCUAUGCAAAGUGAGAAGAAUUACACUAAGACACCGCUGACAGAAGCAAAAGAGGAUUUAGCAAAACUUGAUGUGUCAAAUGAUUCUACACCUGAUAAACUAUUGGAUGAAACUGAAGAUAAAGACUUGAAGUCAAAUUCUAUAUCUCCCGAGUCUGAAGAAGAAGCUUUAGAUUCCUCGACCAAGUCUACACGUCCUGUUGAUCAGGUUGACGUUUCAUCUCCUUCAGGACAGGAAGUCCCAGCACCUUCAGCAAAUGAGACUUCAGAAGAGAAGGGUAAACAUUUGAAUCUGGACCCUAUGCUAGGAAGUGAGGAGCAGAAUAAUGACAAAAUCCCAAGCUUGCCAUCGCAGAAGCCAAACCUGAUACCUUCAGAUGAAAAAUCCUCAAGCGUUAGGCGUGUUGAGCAAAGCCUUCAAAGAAACAAUGGAAGUGAGACAGAAGCAACAGAUUUUGCCGAUGAGGAGACUUCAGAUAAGGAAGUUUCAGCGUCUCCUUUAAUCGACGCGCCUCCUUCAUUAGUUGACUUCGAGAUGCUAGUUUUAUCUGGUCUCGAAAAGCUGGAAAAUUCUGGCACCAAAGUUGAACAAGAGAUGCGUACCAUACUUCAAACCACGGACGCAAUGAUAAAGGUUUUGAUUACAAACUCUCAUCAUAUUGCGUCCAGAAUCAGGGCUCUUGAGUAUGAUAAAGAUGAAAAUGACUACAAGCGUCUAGGUACAACAAACGCCGUUGCAAAGAAAGCAAUGGAGCUUAGGCUGAUGGGCGAAAAGGCGUUGUCUUCAGCAACCGAUCUCAACCGCAAAAUCGAUGAUAUCAUGGAAAUUGCAGAAGCCUCUGAAAAAUGGCUCUUCCGGUGCGAGCGGGCGCUUUCCCUGUUAUCUAAGUAUGAACGGUCUAUCAAGCUGAAAGAGCUCAAAGAACGACCUCUUGAGAUCAAGGCAGAAAUUAUGAGAAGGAAAUUGCGCCAGAAGAUGGCUGAAGUCGAAAGACAAUACGACGAAGCAAUGAGAGCAAUAAUGCCUCUCCAAAUAAGAAAAAAAAUUGAUAACGGCUUGGUCGACAAGCUCGAGCAGGUUGUCUACGAGAUCAACACCAAGAUCAAGAUGUAUUCUAAAGAUAUUUCAAAAAUCGAAGAAGACAUUGCUCUGUUGAGUGAGCAACGUCUCAUCAAAGAUACACCUGAGGUCGACACAAGCCUUCCCUUAACGUUUCUGGAUACAAAAUGGAAGUGGGCGAGGGAACUCCACAACCCUCAAGUGUAUAGAAGCGAGCUUUAA